GGCUACGUGCUGCGUCACUGCGUUUCUACACGUUAGUCGUCGUGACGCCACAGUCUUGCGAGAAACGAGACUUGUGACGUCGGGAGAAGCUGUCCUGCUGGAGUCUAAGCGCUGGGUAUUAUCGGGUUUGCGGGGCGUUGAAGCAGCUUUCCGGGACUGCGGACUGAGUUAAGAAGAGAGGGACUGUUGGGCGGUGUGAUGGACUUGCCUUACAUUAGCGCCUCACUCGCCUAGCGGCUAACCCGGCCCUGUAUGCAUCUGCCUUAGCUUGUGUGUUUACUAGGAGAUAUUUUUGUGUUGGAGCCAUGGAGAUGUCAUCAUAUUAUACCAAACUACUUGGGGAAUUAAAUGAACAGAGGAAGAGGGAUUUCUUCUGUGACUGCAGCAUAAUUGUAGAGGGCCGAAUUUUCAAAGCCCACAGGAAUGUUUUGUUUGCGAACAGUGGUUAUUUUGGAGCCAUGCUAGUUCACUAUAUUCAGGACAGCGGGAGACACAGCACAGCCUCUCUGGAUAUUGUCACAUCAGAGGCAUUCUCUACCAUCCUGGACUUUCUUUAUUCAGGCAAGCUGAACGUGUGUGGAGAAAAUGUAAUCGAAGUUAUGAGUGCGGCUAGUUAUCUGCAGAUGACAGAUGUGGUCAACUUCUGUAAAGCCUAUAUCCACUCUUCAUUAGACAUAUGCCGGAAGAUUGAGAAGGAAAGUUCCUUUGGACAGGCAGACAGUGGCAGCGAUGGCAUAAAUAGUGGAAGAGAAGCAGAGCUGGGGGCCUCACCUGAGAAAGAAAAUGACAGUGACUGCCAGAAAGAUCCACCCGGUGGCGACUGCAGUAGUUGCAACUCUAUAGAGCUGAUGGUAAAACAUCACCCAACAGAAGGCUCCAAUGAAAGUAAAAGUUCCAACAAAGCAGUAGAACCAAAAGAGGAAUUUGACUCUGAUGUUGUGGAGGUGUCAGAGGGUGUACAAACCUACCAUAUUCCUACAGGACUGGAACAGGGAGAGGAAGGUCUGCAUUCAGCAUCUGGGGUUGAUAUAGCAUGCAAUAACUAUCACAUGAAGCAAUUUCUUGAGGCUCUUUUGAGAAAUAGUUCUUCCCAGAGGAAGGAUGAUGCAGUGCAUCAUUUUCCACGGGACUUUGAAUCUCGUCAAGAAGAUACUGGUGUCCCAAUGAGCUCUAUGAUGGAUAUUCAAGGUGACUGGUUUGGGGAAGACACAGGGGAUGUCCUAGUUGUUCCUAUCAAGCUGCACAAGUGUCCAUUCUGUCCAUACACAGCCAAGCAGAAAGGGAUCCUCAAACGCCACAUCCGCUCUCACACUGGUGAGCGGCCUUAUCCCUGUGACGUUUGUCGGAAAAGAUUUACCCGACAGGAGCACCUGAGAAGCCAUGCACUGACUUGCAACGUGAACCAAAGACUGACCAUACUCCCAAAGCGAACAACCAACCAGCAAAGAAGUCAGCUCCUCCCCCUCCAGUGCCAAACAAGGUCAAACAUAAUGCUGCUAGUCCUUCCAACAAACCCAGCACUGAAACAAGAGAAGAGUUGAAGCAAAAUUCCAAGGGGUCAAAUGGAGUUUCCAGAUAUUUUUGGCUUCCAUCUAGUUGAUUUGCAGGUCUUGGAGGUUAACAGAAACAGCAACAUCAGAGACAGCGCUUGCCAAUAAGGCACUAGCUACAAUGUUUGGAAAUAAUCACAAAAAACAUACAAAUAUAUUUAUCUGGUCUGUUGCCCUGUGUGAUUUGUAUAUAAUGUUUUAGAAUUGCUACAUGUAUGUGGAUGUGUUUGGUUUCCCCAUACAGAUACUUUAGAUGGACUCAGGGUGUCCUCCAUGAAGCUGGCACAUCCUACUGUAGACAGAC
Xenopus laevis (African clawed frog) is the source of this 1854-nucleotide messenger RNA. Its product is annotated as zinc finger and BTB domain-containing protein 8B-like. The record is from RefSeq and is a predicted model, not a curated record. The transcript has 6 exons. Bases 306 to 1541 code for a protein of 411 amino acids. NCBI's taxonomy places the organism in Eukaryota, Metazoa, Chordata, Amphibia, Anura, Pipidae.